This is a messenger RNA of Malassezia pachydermatis, 837 nucleotides long. RefSeq names its product mrna triphosphatase cet1. The record is from RefSeq and is a predicted model, not a curated record. NCBI's taxonomy places the organism in Eukaryota, Fungi, Basidiomycota, Malasseziomycetes, Malasseziales, Malasseziaceae. Gene Ontology annotation, molecular function: polynucleotide 5'-phosphatase activity. Gene Ontology annotation, biological process: polynucleotide 5' dephosphorylation; 7-methylguanosine mRNA capping. Bases 1 to 837 code for a protein of 278 amino acids. Gene Ontology annotation, cellular component: mRNA capping enzyme complex. The transcript has a single exon.
AUGACAGAGAAUGGCCUGCCGCCUAUGCGGUCGCUCUUCGGCGCAGACCCACUCGAUGAGUUUGCUACGUUCGUAGCAGACUGGCUCUGGCAGAACAUGCAAGGCCGGGCCAAUAUCGAAAUCGAGGCAAAGCUAGGUCUGCUCAUUGAUCGGCAGACGAACAUGCGACUCCAGCUCCCUGUGUAUAAUGAGACCAUCAUCGACGCCAGGGCCUUGGGUGUGCGCUUUGAAAGCAACAUGAGCAUGAAGCAGCAUGCUAGCUUCAAUAAGCUCUUAAAUGAGCUCGUUGCUUAUAGUACGACGCUGCCUGAGCACGAGCGUAUUACAUACAAGCACCAGAAAGAGACAGACUUUUUCUACGAUGUACAGAUGCAGGACACAGGUGAAACAGUGCACCUUCGAGUAACUCGCGACUCAAAAACACAGUCUGUGAAGCCAAAUGGCGUGGUGACCAAGCAGCGUAUCGCAGAUUUGAAUGUGUUUUGUCCAGCGCGUGCGUACGAUUACCGUAUUAGCAUCAACACAGAAACCCCCAUGCCACCGCCGCCGGACACAUGCGAGCCGACCUAUUCCCGAGAAAAGGAUCGGUUGUCCUAUGCUCACCAAAACUACCAAGUGGAUCUAACGCAAGUCCUUCUCCCCAACAAACCCCAUGAGCCGAACCACGAACUCGAGCUAGAGAUCCGUGACGCAACAUACUUUAUGCAAUUGGCCCAAGAUACCCGGUUGCGCAAUCCAGAAAUGACUCAAGAAUGGUCGCCGUAUGAAGACCAGGUGGUUGUCUUUUUGAACAACAUUCGGCUUCUCAUUCGUAAUGCGGACACGUUCAUGGCGUAG